AUAUUAGUCAUCUUUUGAGAAGUCAUAAAACAUACAAAUUCUGAACAAUAAUAUAUACUAAGUUUUUUUUAAAUAAAUUUCUAUACAGCAAAAAGUAACAACAAUGAAUCGUUUAUUUGGCAAAGGAAAAGCCAAGGAACCUCCACCAAAUAUUAAUGAUUGCAUUAAAGGGGUCGAUGAACGUGCCUCAAAUAUUGAAGAAAAGAUUAACAAAUUAGAAAAUGAGCUGCGCAAAUAUCGUGAACAAAUGUCCAAAAUGCGAGAUGGACCCGCCAAGAAUUCCGUCAAGCAAAAGGCAAUGCGUGUUUUGAAACAAAAGAAAGCUUAUGAACAACAGGCUGAAGCUUUGCGUAAUCAAUCAUUUAACAUGGAACAAGCCAACUAUGCUGCACAAUCACUUAAGGAUACUCAAGCUACGGUAGUAGCCAUGAAGGCUGGUGUUAAACAAAUGCAAAAAGAAUUCAAGAAAAUCAAUAUUGAAGAAAUCGAGGACAUACAUGAUGACAUGGCCGAUAUGUUAGAACAAGCCGAUGAUGUUCAAGAAGUCAUGGGUCGCACUUAUGGCAUGCCCGAAGUGGAUGACGAUGAGUUGGAAGCUGAAUUGGAUGCCUUGGGUGAUGAAAUAGCUUUAGAUGAUGAUACCAGUUACUUAGAUGAUGUUGUGAAAGCUCCAUCCGCUCCGGACAGGGAGCCCGGAGCUGACAGUCUUGUGCCAGGUGGAAAGAAUACCAUCGAAACUGAUGAAUUUGGAUUGCCUAAAGUACCCACAUCUGUGAAAACAUAGUUCUGCUGCUGUUACAUUUACGAAUAUGAGUUAUUUUUAAGUUUUAUUUUUUGUCAUGCAAACUCACCUUUACAGCUUUUAUAAAACAGUAAUCGUUAAUAUAUGAAAAUGUAAUUCGAAACCAAAAGAACUGUUUUUAAAUAAAGGCAGGUGGCCAUA
Messenger RNA from Stomoxys calcitrans (stable fly), 943 nucleotides. RefSeq names its product charged multivesicular body protein 5 (gene Vps60). The record is from RefSeq and is a predicted model, not a curated record. The transcript has 4 exons. Gene Ontology annotation, biological process: vesicle budding from membrane; late endosome to vacuole transport via multivesicular body sorting pathway. The coding region runs from base 104 to 784 and encodes 226 amino acids. Gene Ontology annotation, cellular component: multivesicular body. NCBI's taxonomy places the organism in Eukaryota, Metazoa, Arthropoda, Insecta, Diptera, Muscidae.